Molecule: messenger RNA, 495 nt
Organism: Staurois parvus
Lineage: Eukaryota; Metazoa; Chordata; Amphibia; Anura; Ranidae
Source: the annotation of a GenBank genome assembly
UGGUCAUCUCCUGUACUGUGUCCGCAGUCUCUGGUCAUCUCAUGUACUGUGUCCGCAGUCUCUGGUCAUCUCCUGUACUGUGUCUGUAGUCUCUGGUCAUCUCCUGUACUGUGUCCACAGUCUCUGGUCAUCUCAUGUACUAUGUCCGCAGUCUCUGGUCAUCUCCUGUACUGUGUCCGCAGUCUCUGGUCAUCUCCUGUACUUAUGUCCGCAGUCUCUGGUCAUCUCCUGUACUGUGUCCGCAGUCUCUGGUCAUCCCCUGUACUGUGUCCGCAGUCUCUGGUCAUCUCCUGUACUGUGUCCGCAGUCUCUGGUCAUCUCCUGUACUGUGUCCGCAGUCUCUGGUCAUCUCCUGUACUGUGUCCACAGUCUCUGGUCAUCUCCUGCACUGUGUCCGCAGUCUCUGGUCAUCUCCUGCACUGUGUCCGCAGUCUCUGGUCAUCUCCUGCACUGUGUCCGCAGUCUCUGGUCAUCUCCUGCACUGUGUCCGCAGUC